Cherax quadricarinatus is the source of this 777-nucleotide messenger RNA. RefSeq names its product frataxin (gene fh). The record is from RefSeq and is a predicted model, not a curated record. NCBI's taxonomy places the organism in Eukaryota, Metazoa, Arthropoda, Malacostraca, Decapoda, Parastacidae. Gene Ontology annotation, biological process: intracellular iron ion homeostasis; iron incorporation into metallo-sulfur cluster. Gene Ontology annotation, cellular component: mitochondrion. Gene Ontology annotation, molecular function: ferroxidase activity; 2 iron, 2 sulfur cluster binding; iron chaperone activity.
GCUUAAUUCGGGGAACUGGAGCACAGAUCCAAUUCCCUAAAUCAAGAGCCCCUCACCAACAUCAAGGAACCUUCCUUGAGGGGAAGUGGUUGUGUAUCCUGGGAAUAAAAUACAUGAUGGUUGCCGGGAAGUGGUUGUGUAUCCUGGGAAUAAAAUACAUGAUGGUUGCCGGGGUGACCAGUGACAACAGUGAUGACCUCCAGUCUACCUCGCAGUAUGAGUAUUGUGAGUGGAUGGAUGACAGCAAAAUAUGUUCCCAGACAACACAUUAGACAACUGUCACAGCUAAGGUUCAUGUGCUGUCAUUCUGCACGAAGACCAUCAUUUGUCUCUCAGAACUCAAAGCCCUAUUUUCUUCAGCCGUAUGCACCAUUCAAUAAUUUCAUUACAUUGUGCAGUUACUCGGUAGAAUUAAGUGAAUUAGCAUAUGAACAGUUGAGUGAUGACACGUUGGAGUCACUCAGUGAUUAUUUGGAGGAGUUAAUAUCAAGAGAAGAAGCUCCUGCAGACUGUGAUGUGUUAUAUUCAGCAGGUGUACUGACGCUGCACCUUGGGAACUUUGGAACAUAUGUCAUCAACAAGCAGACACCAAAUAAGCAAAUCUGGCUCUCGUCACCAGUCAGCGGCCCCAAGAGAUAUGAUUUUGUGGAUGGAGUGUGGAUCUACAAGCAUAGUGGAGUGACACUGCACCAUCUGUUGAGCCAAGAAUUGUCAGAAAUUCUAAAGACAACCAUUGAUUUUUCUGGUUGUGUUUAUGGAGGCAGCGAGUCCAUUUAG